AUGGCCAAUUUGAAGAGAACUUUCUUGAUCACUGGUGCAAACUCCGGGGUAGGCUAUGCCACAGCCCAUACUAUCGCUGCAAAAUCCCCAGACUACCACGUCAUCCUAGCCAGUCGUAGCAUCACUAAUGGGCAGGAAGCUCUCGAUGAAAUCAAAACCUCAUCAUCCCUACCCAUUAAAGGCACUUUGUCACUAGUCCAGCUUGAUGUCACCAAUGAGGAAUCAAUUGCCUCAGCAGUUAAAUUGGUGGAGUCUGAGUUCGGCUACCUUGACGUUCUGAUAAACAAUGCGGCCACUACCUCUGGAGGAACCAAACCUUAUACCAGAGAAGGGUUACGGAACUUGUUCGACACCAAUGUACUUGGGCCAAUGCUGAUGCUUCAAGCCUUUCAGCCCUUGCUCGAGAAAUCGAUAUAUCGCGAUGGAGCGUAUGUGAUUCAAGUUUCUAGCGGGUUAGGUGCUUUUGCUCAGGCAGACAACCCUAAGAAUCCAAAUUACCCGCACCCUUUUGACGCGUACCGAAUGUCCAAGGCCGCGUUGAAUAUGAUGACUGUGCAAGCGCAGAAAAGUCUCGGUAGAGAGAAAGGAUUCAAAAUAUUCUCUGUUUGCCCAGGUCUUGUACGGUCGAAUCUGAGGGGAAAGUCUGAGGAGCAGCGGAAUGCCGGGGGUUUGGCCGGGAAUCCUCUGGUUUCAGGGAGGGUUAUUUUGGGCGUACUCGAAGGAGAAAGAGAUGAUGCAGUUGGUAAAUUCGUGCACGAGGAUGGCGUGUACAAGUGGUAA
Talaromyces proteolyticus is the source of this 780-nucleotide messenger RNA. Its product is annotated as putative short chain dehydrogenase/reductase. The coding region runs from base 1 to 780 and encodes 259 amino acids. The record is from RefSeq and is a predicted model, not a curated record. The transcript is spliced from 2 exons. Lineage: Eukaryota; Fungi; Ascomycota; Eurotiomycetes; Eurotiales; Trichocomaceae.